AUGGCGGGCACUAUUAGCAAACGCCAGCAGGCCCGUAACGAGCGGGCACUGCAGGACUUGAUCAACGGCGUCCCGGGUAACGACCGCUGUGCCGACUGCAGCGCGAAGAACCCGGGUUGGGCCAGCUGGAAUCUGGGCAUAUUCCUGUGCAUGCGUUGCGCCGCGCUGCACCGCAAACUGGGAACGCAUGUCUCCAAAGUCAAGUCCCUCUCGAUGGACAGCUGGAGCACCGACCAGGUCGACAACAUGAAGCGGGUGGGAAAUGUGGUCAGCAACAAGUUAUACAACCCGCAGGGAGUGCGUGCGGACAUUCCCGUGGACAUUGAUGAGGUGGAGGCGGCCAUGGAGAAGUAUAUUCGCCAGAAAUACGACCAACGCACGCUGGGAGCAUCUUCAAGAAACCCCGCGCCGGCCGCGAGGCAGAUGGCGCAGAAUACGGGCAGUACAGGCACCGGAGCCGCGUCGUGGAACGACGAGCAACCCGAUCUUCCGCCCAAACCCACCAAGCGGUUUGGAUUCAGCAUGCGUUCAACGAGCUCCACCAUUCCGAAGAAGAACAAGCAAGACCGCUUCACGCCACCUUUGUCGCCCGCCUACACAGGCAGUGACCGGGAAAGAGAUCACACGCCGCCGCGAAAUCUGCAGAAAAAGUCGAGCCAGCUGUUUGGCAUGAGGAUUACCACCGUGGACAACAACUUUAACGCGAAGCUGGUCUACCUGCAGGACAUGGGUUUUCCUGAUAACAUGAAGAACACGGAGAUGCUCAAGAGUAUGAAUGGGAAUGUUGAGAGGACCGUGGAGGCGCUGGCCCGGCUGGGGGAAGGCACAAAGCAACUGACGAGAUCCGUCACCCCUGGACCACGAGCAUUGACUCCAGUAUCUAUGGGAAGCUCUGGUGGCGCCAAUGGAAUAUCGUUUGAGAGAAAGGCGGCAUCAAACAAUAAUCCGUGGGAAGUACGCAAUGACCCGCCAGUACCAGCACCCCUGCCGCGCGCACAAUCAGUUCCUCCAGUCUCCACCACUGCGCCCACCUCGAACUCAUGGAACCCUUUCAUGAGUCAGGCGCAGCCGCAGCAAUCGUUGGAAAGCAGCUUCGAGAGCCUGCAAGUAUCACAGCCCGCCGUACAGCAGAUGGUUGGCAAUCAGCAGGCAUAUUAUCAAAACAACGCUGUCCAUCAAUCCUCCAACCCGUGGCAGCAACAGAUGCAGCAGCAGCCUCAAUUUGGUGAGCAAUACCAACCGGCUCCCACUGCCCAGACUGGUGGCGCAUUUAUGAACUCCCAAUUUCAACCUCAACCUCAAGUUCAGCCGCAGCCACAGCCGCAGCCCAAUGUUCAAUAUCAACCUCAGCAAUUGACUUCGAGCAACCCAUGGGCGCAGCAGCCUGCCCUACCACAGGCCAAUCCUACACUAGGACAAUUAAGCAACCCCUGGGCCACAUUAAGCCAGCCAGGGUCCAAUCAACAGAUGGCAGCGUCACCUGCGCCAGUAUAUGGUCAGCAAACCGACUUCUUCUCUCAGGCUCAACCUAUGCAAUCGACUCAGGCCCAGAUGCAAACUCAGCCGCAAUAUGCCUCGCAGCAGCAAUUCCAAACUCAGCCGCAACCGCAGCUAUCUCAAUUCCAGGCACAGCCGGUACAGCAAAGCUCGCAGCCAGCUUUGGCAGGGCAAAAUCCCUAUCAGCAGCACAUGCAGCAACAAGCUCAAAACCAGCCACAGCAGCAGCAGCAACAGUUCCAGCAGUACCCUUCGCAGCAAAUGCAGCAAUAUCCACCGCAGCAGCAGCAGCAACAAUACCAACAACAACAACAACAACAACAACAACAACAACAACAACAAACAUACGGGCAGCAGCAGUUUGGUCAGCCUCAGACAACGCGGCAUGAUAAAUCAUCCAUCCUAGCUCUGUACAAUUAUCCUCAGCUCGCACCGCAAAUGCCUUUGCAGACGCUUCCCGAGGACUCGCAGCCGCAACCUGAGAGUGUACCACAGCGGAGCGCAACAAUGCCGGUAUCGUUCUCCGGAAGCGCGAAUCCCUUUGGUCGGCCUGCGCCCACUGCGCAGAUUCGGGGACACGCUAGUAAUGACAGCGUCGAUUUUCAGGGGUUGGGAAGUGGGAGACACAGUCCUGAUGCAUUCGCGGGCUUGAGCUCACGGUGGUGA
This is a messenger RNA of Ramularia collo-cygni, 2163 nucleotides long. RefSeq lists its product as uncharacterized. The record is from RefSeq and is a predicted model, not a curated record. NCBI's taxonomy places the organism in Eukaryota, Fungi, Ascomycota, Dothideomycetes, Mycosphaerellales, Mycosphaerellaceae. The coding region runs from base 1 to 2163 and encodes 720 amino acids. Gene Ontology annotation, molecular function: protein binding; GTPase activator activity. Gene Ontology annotation, biological process: intra-Golgi vesicle-mediated transport; endocytosis; endoplasmic reticulum to Golgi vesicle-mediated transport. The transcript has a single exon. Gene Ontology annotation, cellular component: Golgi apparatus.